This is a messenger RNA of Haliotis rubra (blacklip abalone), 1392 nucleotides long. Its product is annotated as protein SON-like. Lineage: Eukaryota; Metazoa; Mollusca; Gastropoda; Lepetellida; Haliotidae. Bases 1 to 1392 code for a protein of 463 amino acids. The record is from RefSeq and is a predicted model, not a curated record. The transcript has a single exon.
AUGGCGGUGCGUGCUGUCCUUGAUGUCUAUGAAGCAAAUGGUAACCCAGCUGUGAUUGAUUUCUAUGAAGCAACUGGUAACCCAGCUGUCCUUGAUGUCUAUGAAGCAAAUGGUAACCCAGCUGUCCUUGAUUUCUAUGAAGCAACUGGUAACCCAGCUGUGACUGAUGUCUAUGAAGCAACUGGUAACCCAGCUGUCCUUUAUGUCUAUGAAGCAACUGGUAACCCAGCUGUGAUUGAUGUCUAUGAAGCAAAUGGUAACCCAGCUGUCCUUGAUGUCUAUGAAGCAACUGGUAACCCAGCUGUGAUUGAUGUCUAUGAAGCAAAUGGUAACCCAGCUGUGAUUGAUGUCCAUGAAGCAACUGGUAAGCCAGCUGUCCUUGAUGUCUAUGAAGCAAAUGGUAACCCAGCUGUCCUUGAUGUCUAUGAAGCAGCUGGUAACCCAGCUGUGAUUGAUGUCUAUGAAGCAAAUGGUAACCCAGUUGUGAUUGAUGUCUAUGAAGCAAAUGGUAACCCAGUUGUGAUUGAUGUCUAUGAAGCAACUGGUAACCCAGCUGUGAUUGAUGUCUAUGAAGCAAAUGGUAACCCAGCUGUGAUUGAUGUCCAUGAAGCAACUGGUAAGCCAGCUGUCCUUGAUGUCUAUGAAGCAAAUGGUAACCCAGCUGUCCUUGAUGUCUAUGAAGCAAAUGGUAACCCAGCUGUCCUUGAUGUCUAUGAAGCAAAUGGUAACCCAGCUGCCCUUGAUGUCUAUGAAGCAAAUGGUAAUCCAGCUGUGAUUGAUGUCUAUGAAGCAACUGGUAACCCAGCUGCCCUUGAUGUCUAUGAAGCAAAUGGUAACCCAGCUGUGAUUGAUGUCUAUGAAGCAACUGGUAACCCAGCUGUCCUUGAUGUCUAUGAAGCAAAUGGCAACCCAGCUGUGAUUGAUGUCUAUGAAGCAACUGGUAAGCCAGCUGUCCUUGAUGUCUAUGAAGCAAAUGGUAACCCAGCUGUGAUUGAUGUCUAUGAAGCAAAUGGUAACCCAGCUGUGAUUGAUGUCUAUGAAGCAACUGGUAACCCAGCUGUGAUUGAUGUCUAUGAAGCAACUGGUAGCCCAGUUGUCCUUGAUGUCUAUCAAGCAUCUGGUAACCCAGCUGUGAUUGAUGUCUAUGAAGCAACUGGUAACUCAGCUGUGAUUGAUGUCUAUGAAGCAACUGGUAACCCAGCUGUCCUUGAUGUCUAUGAAGCAACUGGUAACCCAGCUGUGAUUGAUGUCUAUGAAGCAACUGGUAACCCAGCUGUGAUUGAUGUCUAUGAAGCAACUGGUAACCCAGCUGUGAUUGAUGUCUAUCAAGCAACUGGUAACCCAGCUGUCCUUGAUGUCUAUGAAGCAACUGGAUGUUUCCUCCUGGAUUGA